AUGGGCGGCGGCGGCGGGGCCGCAUUUAAGCGGCUGGGGGACGGCGCCCGCCUCCAGCGCGUCCUCUGGCUCGGCUCCCGCCGGGCGCCCCGGGCUCCGCCUGCGGGGGGUCGCGCCGCGCCGCCCCCGCCCCCGCCGGGCCAUGCGAGCGCGGGCACCGCCGCGAUGAGCUCGUCCAUUGCCAAGAGCGAGUCCAAAACGUCGCUGCUGAAGGCGGCGGCGGCGGCGGCGGCGGCGGGCGGGGGCAGCCGGGCUCCCCAACGCUCGGCGCCCGGCUGCCCCGGGACGCCGCCGCCGCCGCCGCCGCCGCCGCCGCCCGGGGACCCCAGCUCGCGGAGGCCCCUGUGCCGGCCGGGGCUGCGGGAGGACGGGGCUCGGGGGAGCUGGCGGCGCCCCCCGGCCCCGGGCAGCCGGGAGUCACCGCCGCUUCAUUCUCCGCAGCCCCUCGGGCGGGAUGGGGAGGAACGGGGGCUGUCCCCGGCGCUUGGCCUCCGGCAGCGCUCCCGGGAGUCCUUGCGGGCGGCCGGAGCCCGAGCCGGAGCCGCGGUGCCCGAGGCAGACCCGUUCCUCCACCAGCUGCGCCCCAUGCUCAGUUCCGCCUUCGGCCAGGACAGAGAGCUUCGACCAGAGGAGAUUGAAGAACUAAGAGAAGCCUUCAAAGAAUUUGACAAAGACAAGGACGGCUACAUCAACUGCAGGGACCUGGGCAACUGUAUGAGAACAAUGGGCUACAUGCCUACAGAGAUGGAACUGAUUGAACUCUCUCAGCAAAUCAAUAUGAACUUGGGAGGCCAUGUGGAUUUUGAUGACUUUGUAGAGUUGAUGGGGCCAAAACUCCUGGCAGAAACAGCAGAUAUGAUUGGGGUAAAGGAACUUCGAGAUGCCUUCCGAGAGUUUGACACCAAUGGUGAUGGGGAGAUCAGCACCAAUGAACUCCGGGAGGCCAUGAGGAAGCUACUGGGUCACCAAGUGGGUCACCGUGACAUCGAGGAAAUCAUCCGGGAUGUGGAUCUUAAUGGGGAUGGGCGUGUAGAUUUUGAAGAAUUUGUGCGGAUGAUGUCCCGCUGAGGGUCCAGGGACCUGCAAGCGCUGACAAGAUGGCAGAGGGAGAAAGAAGAGAGCACCUCACCCCACCGUUCCUAUGUACAGGACGUCCAGACUGAGCCUGUCCAAGCUCACCAGAGGUGCCCCAUCCCGGAGCCCCCCACCCUUCUGCACUGUGAAAGACUCACAAUCUCCUGCAACUGGAAGCGGCAGUGCCCAUGGAUGAGGUGGCAGUGCCAAGGCAGGCGGAAGCCAUGCAGGGACCCAGCGACCCCUCACCCCAUCAUUGCUAAUGGUGAUUGGGCAAGGGACAUCCUGCCAGCAGACCCCCCCACGUGGCAUGUCUCACCCUGAGCCUAAGCCUCCCAUAUCCUUUCCCCAUCCUCCUUACCCUACCUUAGCUCCCCU
Vombatus ursinus (common wombat) is the source of this 1452-nucleotide messenger RNA. RefSeq names its product calcium binding protein 1 (gene CABP1). The record is from RefSeq and is a predicted model, not a curated record. Gene Ontology annotation, molecular function: calcium ion binding. Lineage: Eukaryota; Metazoa; Chordata; Mammalia; Diprotodontia; Vombatidae.